AUGGCAGAAUUUGUAGAAAAAUCAUUGGAAGAAUUACUUCCAGUCUUUGAACAACUCAAAUUGGUUCAAUUGUUUUCUCCUGAGGAAGUUUGCGAUUUUAUUAAGAAUUGUCGUGAUUAUGAGUACAAAUUUUGCAAACAGACAAAAGUUGCCAAAGACUUUUUGGCGUAUGCAGCAUAUUUAGAAGAAAAAUUGGAUUUAAUUGUUGAACGACGAAAAGAAUUAAAGUUUUUACAUCGAUAUGAUCAAAUUGAAAGACCAUUAAAGCAUAAAUGUGCUCAUCUUUAUCGAAUAUGUGCUGCUAGGUUUAAGAAAAUGGAAUAUCAUAAUAAAGAAAUUGCUUUUCUACACAAUGCAAAAAUGCGCAAAUUAUGCAGUCAGGCUUAUACUCGUUUACUUCAAAUUUAUGCCCAUUUACCUGAAAAUCAUGUGAGAGCUGCUCGUUUUGAAUUUUUUGAUAAUAAAAGUGCAGAAAAUGCUCGAACAUUAAUUUUGAUGGGUUUGAGGAAAUUUCCACAAUUUAUUCCUCUUUGGGUGACACAUUUUGAAAUUGAAUUACGUUAUGUGGCAAGAUUACUUGAACGACGAGAAUUUUUAAUGAAAACAGACGAUCGUAGCAGCCAUCUACUUUCUAAAAAUAAUGAAGAGAUUAAAAAAUCAUUUGAUCCUAUCAAUACUGGAGAUGAUGAAUUUUUAAAAUUGAGUCUUGCAAAAGUUGUUUUUGAAAUGGCUGUUAAAACAAUUCGGGAAAGAGGACUUAAAGCAGGAUUAAUUCGUCAAUUUAUUCAAAUAGCUGAAGAUUGUGGUGAAUUUACAAAAGAUUUGGUUUUAAGUAUGCGUGAAUAUAUGAGUAUUUAUGGGCUUGAAUUGGAAGAAGAAAUUGACCAAAUGGAGGUUCCAAAUGAAGAUUUAUUUGAAAUUGACACAAAAAGAAUGGGAAUUGAUGAAAUAAAAAAAGAAGAAGAAGAAAAUAUAAAAGUUGAAAGGAAAAGUGUUUUGGAUGGUUUUAAUGCAGACGAUCCGGAAAUUAAAAAGUUACUUGAAAAGGCUUCACUUACAGAAGUAAGUUUCUAA
Messenger RNA from Meloidogyne enterolobii, 1074 nucleotides. The record is from the annotation of a GenBank genome assembly. Lineage: Eukaryota; Metazoa; Nematoda; Chromadorea; Rhabditida; Meloidogynidae.